CAUUUGCUAUAUUGCAUGUGUUCCUUUAAAGCAUGUAAUGUUACAAUAGUAACCAAUUUCAUAUUUAGGCAUAUUCUUGUUCUGGACUCUUUAACUUGGGAUAAAGAAGACAAGAAAUCUACAUUUGAAUAUAUUUCACAAUAUUUGGACUACACCUUUCAAAAGCACAGCAUCAAAAGAAAGCAUCGUUCUCAUCAUAUGUUAAAAGUCCCACAGCAGGAAAUCUCUUCAAACCUCUGUGCUGUUUUUGUAUCACUUUUUAUUAAAUACUUUUUGAAGGAUAUUGAAAAAUAUGAGAAAUGUCCCAAUGAUUUCAUUCUCAUGGAACAUAAACGGUUCAGUAACAAGGAUGCAACAAUGGAAAGAAAUAAAUGGCACAGAACUUUGCACACAUUGUUUACUCUGCAUUGAUCUAAGUUUAUUAACACAAAGGAAUAUUUUAUUGUAUAUUUUUUAAAGCUUCUAUAUACAAUGUUUUUAAGGUGAUGCAAUAAUCUGUGGUUGCAAAUUAACCAAUGCUGCACAGAUAGACACAACAGAAUCAAUAUAUGAUUUCAUUGUUAA
Xenia sp. Carnegie-2017 is the source of this 564-nucleotide messenger RNA. RefSeq lists its product as uncharacterized. The coding region runs from base 16 to 411 and encodes 131 amino acids. The transcript is spliced from 4 exons. The record is from RefSeq and is a predicted model, not a curated record. NCBI's taxonomy places the organism in Eukaryota, Metazoa, Cnidaria, Anthozoa, Malacalcyonacea, Xeniidae.